Molecule: messenger RNA, 1997 nt
Organism: Cimex lectularius (bed bug)
Lineage: Eukaryota; Metazoa; Arthropoda; Insecta; Hemiptera; Cimicidae
Gene: Acsf3
Product: acyl-CoA synthetase family member 3, mitochondrial
Exons: 10
Coding region: 203-1978 (591 amino acids)
Biological process (GO): fatty acid metabolic process
Molecular function (GO): medium-chain fatty acid-CoA ligase activity
Source: RefSeq, a predicted model, not a curated record
UAUAAAAUCAAAAUGAAAGGUUUAUUUUGAUGUAAUCGUGAAAGAAAAUAUAAGAUUUGUUAAAAAACCUAGGUUAAAAUUAACCUUCUUAUCUCUGUGAAAACAGAAAUUUAUAAUGAUAUAUUAUUGAAAAUAACAAGGUGGCAGAGCAUUUUUACUUUAAAAAAACUUUAGAUAUAUCAGUUUAUUUUUCAAAACUUUAAUGGAGAAAACAAUAAAACUUUUGCAUUCUGGAGUCCGUAUAUUUUCAAGAGGAUACCGGACGUUUGAUCAAUUUGUCCCUGUUUUCAAGAGAGGUUUCGACUAUUUGGAUCGCAGGGCGAUCGAAGACAAUCUUGGGGAGUAUACUUACGGAGGCCUUCUUAAAGUCUCGCUCAAACUCUCGAAACAGAUAACCAGUUUACUCGAUGAAAAGAAGCAAGAAAGGGUUGGAUUUAUGUGUUCGAAUGAUGCAAAUUUUGUCAUUGUCAAGUGGGCACUGUGGAUGAGUGGACAAAUAGCUGUUCCACUGUGUUGCUUCCACCCCACGGUUGCCCUGGAAUAUUUCCUGGAUGAUUUGGAUGCAAGUUUGCUUAUAGCUGCUCCUGAACACGCAGCCAGGGCUAAAGAUGUUGCAGCCAAAACAAAAACACUAGUUCAUAUAAUUGACUGUAAUUUAAAAAAAGAAGCCCUUAUAAAAUAUUUGCCUUCAGCCAACAGUUGUGACACUCCAGUGAUAGAUCCAGAGGAUUUUAAAGAUCUCAAAGAGACCGAUUUAGGCCAAGAUGACAGUUUUUAUAAAAAUAAGGAUGCUAUGAUUAUUUACACAUCUGGUUCAACGGGAGCACCCAAAGGAGUUAUUUUCACGCAUGCCAACCUUCAUGCCCAAGUACAAGCAUUGGCUGAAGCAUGGAAACUAAGCAAAAGAGACUGCUUACUGCAGAUCAUGCCCAACCAUCGUGGACAGAGCGUUGUGCUUGGAUUCGAUGCUCCUUUGAGCAUUGGUGCAAGGAUUGUUUUACUAAACAAAUUUGAUCCAGCAGAUGUUUGGUUGCAACUUCUAGGGGUAAGAAAACGACCGGAAACACGAGUGAACAUGUUCAUAUCCCAUCCCCACAUGUUUCUAAUGCUUAUUAGAGUGUACGAGAACGUGUUGAAACAUUCGGACAGGAUGAUUGACCACAUAAGGACCACUUGCCUCACUAAGGUGAGAUUAAUGUCUUGUGGGUGUGGGCCGGUUACUCGUUACAUAUACGAUACGUGGGAAGCUUACACCGGACAUCAAAUUCAAGAGAGGCUCAGCAUGGCCGAAACUGGUAUAAUAAUGGCGACUCCUCUUCACGGUACAAAAACUUGUGGCACUGUCGGUUUACCGUUGCCCGGAGUUCAUGUCAGGCUCACUUCCGAAAAAGGCGAUGCACUUAUUGCUGAAGGAAGUCAGUCAGGGACUAGAGUCCUUGGUGUUUCUCAGCCUGUUUCAGGCAUGCUCCAGGUCAGAACAGAUGGAGCUUUUACCGGUUAUUGGAGGAAACCGACAACCACACAAGACGUCAUGACAAGAGAUGGCUGGUUUAAAACUGGUGAUCUUGUACAGUAUUCAAGGGGUGUAUAUAAAGUUCUUGGGAGGCUUACGACAGAUGUGAUCAGGAGCGGUAAUAAUUAUUUCUCGACACAAAUGGUUGAAGCGAUAAUGAGAGAUCAUCCUGAAAUCAGAGAUGCUGCUGUUAUCAAUAUAAAAAAUCUUACAAGGGGAGAGUAUGAAGUUUACGCUGUGGUCAAAUUAACCGAACAAAGCCAAAUGAGCAAGGAUAAACUUUUGUCCUGGCUCUCUGAUAAUCUUCCAAAAUUUGCGAUUCCGACAAAGAUUCAGUUCAUCAAAAAAAUCCCUAGGACCUGGCAGGGAAAACCGGACAAGGAUCUUGUUCAAGCCUUAUUCAACGGAGAUUCGAAAUUGGAGGUCCCAUGUGAAAAAAAUGCUGCCACAAAACAGAAAAAUUAACAAUGACUAUCAAUAAAUG